AUGCCUGCCAACUGGACAGAGGGAAGCACCACUUCCAACCAGACCACACUGACUCUGGGCUUGUCCCCAGUCACCUGUACAGCAACUGUGACUUUCACUGAAGUGGUGGACCAGGAGGAAUGGGGCUCCUUCUACUACUCCUUUAAGACGGAGCAACUGAUCACCCUGUGGGUCCUCUUCGUCUUCACCAUCGUUGGAAACUCCGUUGUUCUGUUCUCCACAUGGAGGAGAAAGAGGAAGUCAAGAAUGACCUUCUUCGUGACCCAACUGGCCAUCACAGACUCUUUCACAGGACUAGUCAACAUCUUGACAGACAUCAUCUGGAGGUUCACUGGAGACUUCAUGGCACCUGACCUGGUUUGCCGCGUGGUCCGCUAUCUGCAGGUUGUACUGCUCUAUGCCUCCACCUACGUCCUGGUGUCCCUCAGCAUUGACAGGUACCAUGCUAUUGUGCACCCCAUGAAGUUCCUGCAAGGAGAAAAGCAAGCCAAGGUGCUGAUCGGGAUUGCCUGGGGCCUGUCUUUCCUGUUCUCCAUCCCCACCUUGAUCAUAUUUGGGAAAAGAACGCUUUCCAAUGGUGAAGUGCAGUGCUGGGCCCUGUGGCCUGAUGACUCCUACUGGACACCAUACAUGACCAUUGUGGCCUUGCUAGUGUACUUCAUCCCUCUGACAAUCAUCAGUGUCAUCUAUGGCAUUGUGAUUCGAACGAUUUGGGUUAAAAGCAAAGCUUACGACACUGUGAUUUCCAACUGCUCAGAUGGAAAACUGUGUACCAGCUACAACCGAGGGCUCAUCUCAAAGGCAAAAAUUAAGGCCAUCAAGUAUAGCGUCGUCAUUAUUCUUGCCUUCAUCUGCUGCUGGAGUCCAUAUUUCCUCUUUGACAUACUGGAUAAUUUCAACCUCCUCCCAGACACCAAGGAGCGUUUCUAUGCCUCUGUGAUCAUCCAGAACUUGCCAGCCCUGAAUAGUGCCAUCAAUCCUCUCAUCUACUGUGUCUUCAGCAGCUCUAUCUGUCUUCCUUUUGGAAAGCAAAGAUCACAGGAUUCCAGAAUGACUUGCCGGGACAGAACUGAGAGGCAAGAGAUGAAAAUUCUUUCCAAGCCAGAAUUUAUCUAG
Ochotona princeps (American pika) is the source of this 1116-nucleotide messenger RNA. RefSeq names its product neuropeptide S receptor 1 (gene NPSR1). Gene Ontology annotation, molecular function: neuropeptide receptor activity; vasopressin receptor activity. Gene Ontology annotation, cellular component: cytoplasm; membrane. Gene Ontology annotation, biological process: positive regulation of release of sequestered calcium ion into cytosol; neuropeptide signaling pathway. Bases 1 to 1116 code for a protein of 371 amino acids. The record is from RefSeq and is a predicted model, not a curated record. NCBI's taxonomy places the organism in Eukaryota, Metazoa, Chordata, Mammalia, Lagomorpha, Ochotonidae. The transcript is spliced from 9 exons.